UCUCUCUCCAUUUGCACACAAGACACGCGGGUGAUUUGCUCACGCUUUGGGCUGAGAGACCGAGAGACCGAGAGAGAGGAGAGCCAGAUAUGGCGGCGUCUCGGCGGCAGCUGGGCGCCAUACUCCGCAAGAACUGGCUUCUGAAGGUCCGGCAUCCCGCGAGCACAUGCACAGAGGUUUUGCUGCCGACGAUUGUCAUGCUGUUGCUGAUCGCUGUGAGGUCUAGAGUUGAUACGACAAUUCAUCCUGUUGAAUCAUAUAUUCGGGAAGGCAUGUUUGUGGAAGUGGGGAAGAGUGAGAUCUCUCCGAGUUUUGAUAGUAUCCUUAGCUUGUUGUUUGCCAGUGAUGAGCAUUUAGCCUUUGCGCCUGAUACUAAGGAGACAAAGUUAAUGCUGGAUGUGCUAGCCUUGAGGUUUCCUCUUAUAAAGAUUGUUGGAAAAAUUUACAAAGAUGAGGUAGACCUUGAAACAUAUAUUCGUUCUGAUCUUUAUGGUAUCAACGAUCAAGCCAGGAACUUAUCAAACCCAAAGAUUAAAGGCGCUAUUGUUUUCCAUCAGCAAGGCCCCCUGAUAUUUGACUAUAGUAUUCGACUCAACCACACUUGGGCCUUUUCAGGGUUUCCUGAUGUUAAAGCAAUCAUGGAUGUCAAUGGACCAUAUCUUGAUGAUCUGGAGCUGGGCAUGAGUAUUAUUCCAACUCUACAAUAUGGAUUUAGUGGGUUUCUUACUCUGCAAAAGGUUAUGGAUUCACUCAUAAUACUUCUUUCACAGCAAAACGGAACUUAUUUUGUUGCCAAAAAUUUGGAAGUAAUUUCAUCAUUCGGAGAUUUCUCUCAUUCAAACAUUUCAUGGAGACAGUUCAUUCCAGAAAACAUCAGGAUUGCUCCUUUUCCAACUCGUGAGUACACUGAUGACGAAUUCCAAUCCAUUGUAAAGACUGUCAUGGGAGUUCUAUAUCUGUUGGGAUUUCUCUAUCCAAUCUCUCGUCUCAUAAGCUAUUUCGUUUUCGAAAAGGAAUACAAGAUUAAAGAAGGGCUCUACAUGAUGGGCCUAAAAGAUGAGAUAUUCUAUCUUUCUUGGUUUAUAACCUAUUUCGUACAGUUUGCAGUUUCUUCUGCAAUCAUUACGGCGACCACAAUGAGCAGUCUUUUUAUGUAUAGCGAUAAAUCGCUGGUCUUCUGCUACUUCCUUUUGUUUGGUUUAAGUGCAAUCAUGUUUUCUUUUUUGAUCUCUACAUUUUUCUCACGAGCUAAGACAGCUGUGGCGGUGGUACACUGUCGGUUAAACCUUUUUUCCGCCACCACGGUCAAUGAUCCUUCUGUACCAAUGUUAUGGAAGGUCUUGGCCUCCUUACUUUCACCAACGGCCUUUGCCCUUGGUACUGUUAAUUUUGCUGAUUAUGAGCGUGCUCAUGUUGGUGUCCGUUGGACAAAUAUGUGGGAGGACUCAUCUGGAGUCAACUUCUUGGCUUGCUUCCUGAUGAUGAUUCUGGAUACAGUUUUGUAUUGUGCCCUGGGGCUGUACUUUGAUAAGGUUCUUCCGAGGGAAUAUGGAGUGCGCUAUUCUUGGAACUUCUUAUUCAGUAAGCAUUUUUGGGGAAAAAAGAGUAGUCUUCAUUGUGCUGGAGGGAAUUUAGAAUGUAUAGCCAAUGGAAAAAUCAAUCCUCACAAACCAAAAUGUGCUGAUAAAAGUGCAUAUGAACCUGAUAUGGAGACAAUCAGUUUAGAAAUGAAGCAGCAAGAACUUGAUGGCCGCUGUCUGCAGGUCAGAAAUUUGCAUAAAGUUUACAUGACCAAGAAAGGAAAAUGCUGUGCAGUUAACGCCCUUCAACUCACUUUGUACGAGAAUCAGAUUCUUGCGCUUCUAGGACAUAAUGGUGCUGGUAAAAGUACAACUAUUUCAAUGUUGAUUGGUCUUCUUCCUCCAACAUCAGGGGAUGCUCUUUUCUUUGGCAAAAACAUCAGAACUGACAUGGAUGAGAUACGCAAGAUGUUGGGUGUGUGUCCGCAAAAUGAUAUUCUUUUUCCUGAGCUAACGGUAAAGGAGCAUAUGGAAAUAUUUGCCAUUUUGAAAGGUGUUAGUGAAGAUGAUUUGGACAGACAAGUGAUUGAAAUGGUUGAUGAAGUUGGUUUGGUAGACAAACUCAAUACAGUUGUCGGUGCCCUUUCUGGAGGAAUGAAAAGGAAGCUUUCUCUUGGAAUUGCUCUUAUUGGAAAUAGCAAGGUCAUCAUACUUGAUGAGCCAACUAGUGGUAUGGAUCCAUAUUCAAUGCGCUCAACAUGGCAAUUGAUAAAGAAAAUUAAGAAAGGGAGAAUUAUUUUAUUAACAACACAUUCUAUGGACGAAGCUGAUGUUCUUGGUGAUAGAAUAGCUAUAAUGGCUAAUGGUCAUUUGAGAUGUUGCGGAAGCUCUCUUUUCUUGAAACAUCGCUAUGGAGUUGGCUAUACACUUACAAUAGCGAAGACUUCUCCUACUGCCUCUUUGGCUGCUGAAAUUGUCCAUCGUCAUGUCCCAAAUGCUACACGUUUAUCAGAUGUUGGCACAGAAGUUUCUUUCAGACUUCCACUUACGUCAUCAUCUUCGUUCGAGAAUAUGUUUCGAGAAAUAGAAAGCUGCAUACGAAAGCCGGAUAAUAUCUCCAAUUGUAUCUCUGGUUACAAAGAUGAUAGUCAUGGAAUUGAGAGUUAUGGAAUCUCUGUUACAACAAUGGAGGAGGUGUUCUUGAGGGUGACAGGAGAAAGCCUUGAUGAUAAUGAAGAAACUAUAUAUCACUCAAAUCGUCCUGUUACUGAGAGUAUGAUUUCUGAAUCCUCUAACGACGGCCUUUCAAAAUCAUCAGCCUGGAAAUUCUGCUUUGGAGUUUAUGCUAAAUAUUUGGGCCGGAUGUGCUCAGCUAUUGGAAGAGCUUGCAGUUUAAUGCUUGCAACAUUUUGCAGUUCCAUUCUUUACAUUACAAGUAGGUUUUGUAGCUGUGGUAUUAUUGUGGGUACCACAUUUUGGAAACAUUCGAAAGCUCUUUUUAUUAAAAGAGCCAUAUCUGCUCGAAGAGAUCGAAGAACAAUUGUUUUUCAGCUUCUUGUUCCAGCUCUUUUUUUGCUGUUUGGCUUGCUUUUUCUAAAGCUCAAAUCUCAUCCUGAUCAGUACUCUGUAACUCUGACAACGUCAUAUUUCAAUCCUUUACUACGUGGUGGAGGUGGUGGCGGACCAAUGCCAUUCAAUUUAUCCCGCCCUAUUGUUGAAAAGGUUGCAUCUCAUGUGAAAGGUGGUUGGAUUCAGAAAGAGGAACCAAGGUCUUUCAAAUUUCCUGAUGCAGAAAAGACCCUGGCUGAUGCUAUUAAAGCGGCUGGGCCCAAUUUAGGCCCUGUCCUUCUUUCCAUGAGUGAAUAUCUUAUAACUAGUUUGAAUGAAUCUUAUCAAUCAAGGUAUGGUGCCGUUGUAAUGGAUGACCAGAAUGAGGAUGGAAGUUUAGGUUUUACAGUACUUCACAACAAUUCUUGUCAGCAUGCAGCACCAACUUAUAUCAACGUGGUCAAUUCUGCCAUUCUGAGGCUAGCAACAGAAAAUGAAAAUAUGACGAUUCAGACACGUAAUCACCCUCUGCCAUUGACCAUGUCACAACACUUGCAACGCCAUGAUCUUGAUGCAUUCUCUGCUGCAAUAAUUGUUAAUAUUGCGUUCUCUUUCAUCCCGGCAUCAUUUGCAGUGGCUAUUGUUAAGGAACGUGAGGUCAAAGCAAAACAUCAGCAGCUGAUUAGUGGGGUUUCUAUACUAUCAUAUUGGGCAUCAACAUAUCUAUGGGACUUCAUCAGCUUCUUGUUUCCAACAUCAUUUGCAAUAAUUCUAUUUUAUAUCUUCGAUCUAAAUCAAUUUAUUGGUAAGGAUAGUUUCAUGCCAACGAUUACCCUCUUUCUGGAAUAUGGAUCAGCAAUUGCUUCAUCAACGUACUGCCUUACUUUUUUCUUUUCUGACCAUUCAAUUGCACAGAAUGUGGUUUUGCUGGUGCACUUUCUCAGUGGACUCAUUCUGAUGGUCUUUUCUUUCCUUCUGGGGCUAAUUGAAUCAACUAAAAGGGCAAAUACAUUGUUAAAGAAUUUCUUUCGGCUUUUUCCUGGAUUUUGCUUUGCUGAUGGUCUUGCAUCACUAGCUCUCCGGCGGCAAGAAAUGAAAAGGGGUUCUGGGAGCGGCAGUCUUGACUGGAAUGUCACUGGUGCCUCGAUAGUUUAUUUAGCUAUGGAGAGUAUUGUCUUUUUUCUCCUCACACUUGCACUUGAGUUCUUACCUCAUCACAAAAUAUGCUUUGCUAAAUUCAAAGAGUGGUGGCACAAGAAUGGAUCUACCAAGCAUGAUAUAUCUCAGAGCUCAACCCAGCCUCUUCUUGGAUCAUUUGCUAAUGAAGCUUAUUCAAUGUCUGAUGAGGAUGUUGAUGUGAGAGUGGAAAGGCAAAGGAUACUUAGUGGUUCCGCUGAUAAUGCCGUAAUAAACUUGCAUAACCUGCGGAAGGUCUAUCCUAAUGGAAGAAAUCAUCUGGCCAAGGUUGCAGUUCAUUCAUUGACAUUCUCUGUUCAAGCAGGUGAAUGCUUUGGCUUCCUAGGAACAAAUGGAGCGGGCAAGACUACAACCUUGUCAAUGCUAACUGGGGAAGAGUAUCCAAGUGAUGGAACAGCCUAUAUUUUUGGGAAUGACAUACGUGCACAUCCAAAGACUGCCCGUCGUCAUAUUGGUUACUGCCCACAAUUUGAUGCUCUGUUAGAAUUUCUAACUGUUCGUGAGCAUCUGGAGCUUUAUGCAAGAAUCAAGGCUGUUCCCGAAUUCAGCAUAAAAGAUGUUGUUGAUGAGAAGCUGACAGAAUUUGACUUAAGAAAGCAUGCUGACAAACCAGCAUUUUCUUUAAGCGGGGGCAACAAGCGCAAAUUAUCUGUUGCAAUUGCUAUGAUUGGCGAUCCUCCUAUUGUGAUUCUUGAUGAGCCUUCUACAGGUAUGGAUCCCGUUGCCAAACGGUUUAUGUGGGAAGUUAUCUCUCGCUUAUCAACUAGACGAGGAAAGACAGCUGUGAUUUUGACUACACACAGUAUGAAUGAAGCUCAGGCCCUUUGCACGCGCAUUGGGAUAAUGGUUGGUGGCCAACUCAGAUGUAUUGGGAGUCCACAGCAUCUGAAAACUCGUUUUGGAAAUCAUCUUGAGCUCGAGGUUAAACCUACUGAGGUCAGCUCCAUUGAGUCAAAUAAUUUAUGUAAAAGAAUUCAAGAAAGUCUUUUCGAUGUACCCUGUCAUACGAGAAGCCUUCUUGGUGACCUUGAAAUUUGCAUUGGCGUAAGUGCUACUCUCCCAUCAGAUAAUGUGGCAGAAAUCAGUUUGACCAGGGAAAUGAUAGUCCUAAUGGCACGUUGGCUAGGCAAUGAAAAAAUUGUUCAGACACUUGUAUCUUCCACACCUGCCCUUGACGGCAUUUCUGAGGAGCAGUUAUCGGAACAACUAACACGAGAUGGCGGCAUACCAUUGAGAAUAUUCUCCGAAUGGUGGUUGUCAAAAGAAAAGUUCUUGUUAAUUGAUUCAUUCAUCCUCUCCUCAUUUCCUGGAGCCACAUUUCAUGGAUGCAAUGGAUUGAGUGUUAAAUAUCAGUUGCCUUAUGGAGAAGGCUCUUCACUAGCUGACAUAUUCGGCCACUUGGAGCACCACAGAGAAAGGCUCAAAAUAGCAGAGUACAGCAUCAGUCAGUCAACAUUGGAGACAAUUUUUAACCAUUUUGCUGCAGCACAGUAAUUACGUUGGAGUGAGACAUGGAACUUGAUAGUAAUGCGCGACCCCUUCUUGCAUACAUUUUCUAUAUCUUCAUCAAUCCAUAAUUCUUGUGAGGUAUUUGCAAGCAAUUUUCUAAACUAAAAAUGCUACUGGUUUUUAUGUGCUGAAGAUACCGGAGCUUGACACAUUUGCAAAACUAGUGUACAACUACAUAGUUUUCAGGCAUUCACGUAAUCAGUGUAAAGCUAGUGUAAAUCUCCUUACCAAACAACUGUCCAAAAUUUUUCCUGUAUGGAUGUUCAAAUAUGUAAUACAUGUGUACUUAUGAAAAUGUUGUGACUGUAAAGAUUUGUUCUAUAGGAAGCUUCUUGGAAGCUAAAACAGUCUCUUUGCAACCAAAUUAUAUCAUUGUAUUUCUGAGAAUGUAAAUUUAGUCAGUAUUGUAGUCUUAGAAAAUUUCUUCUGUGGAGAAUUCUUCUUGUAAUAAUCCUGAGCCUAAUCUUUGUGAACAGAAGUACAAACCAUUCUUUUAUGUGCACAAAAUCUGAAGUAUAUAUACUUUUAUUUGGUGCAAAGU
This is a messenger RNA of Dioscorea cayenensis subsp. rotundata (Guinea yam), 6315 nucleotides long. RefSeq names its product ABC transporter A family member 1. Lineage: Eukaryota; Viridiplantae; Streptophyta; Magnoliopsida; Dioscoreales; Dioscoreaceae. Gene Ontology annotation, cellular component: intracellular membrane-bounded organelle; membrane. The record is from RefSeq and is a predicted model, not a curated record. Gene Ontology annotation, molecular function: ATP binding; lipid carrier activity; ATP hydrolysis activity. Gene Ontology annotation, biological process: lipid transport; transmembrane transport.